UGUUUGUUUAUCCAGUUGACAGUUUGUGGAAAAUCGUCACGGUGCUCGCAUCAGCCGGGAAUCGAACGCGGAAAACUGCGAGGAAAACGAGGAAUAACGGGUGCAGAGACUGCUGAUUGGGAAAUAUGUGCGCCUGAGUUUCCCGGCCAGAAGGCACAGUGCCAAAUGCUCUGACGAACAAUUCGUGUAAUAAUCAGCGGGAUUAAAAUCUACGCGACGCAUACGAAAAUUCAAUUGCAACGGGAAAAGUGAACAGCAAGUGCAGCGGAAAUUAAAUUGUUUGCCAGUGCCAAAAAACGAGUAAAACAAAAAAAAAAAAAGAAGAAAACUGUUUAAACUCUAAUAGCGAUAAAUCGGUAGAAGUCCAAUCUCAAGAUGGCCAAUAGCCGGAGCAAUUUCCUGACAAUCGGAUUACUUUUGACCCUGGUCGCCAGCGGUCAGGCUCACCUAAACAUUUUCCUCAAUCUGCACGAGGUGUUGCGUUUAAUCGGAGUCUCGGCGGAACUCUACUACGUGCGAGAGGGCGCCAUUAACGACUACGCCUUGAAUUUUGCUGUGCCCGUGCCGGCGAACAUUAGCGACGUGACCUUCACGUGGCAGUCGCUGGUGGAGCACCCACUUCCGUACAGCAUCAAUAUAGCCACCUCGGACACGGAGGUGUUGCCCCGCCCCCAACUGAAUAUAUCCCGGAUCGGGGAUGUGCCAACGGAGCCACAAACCUGGGGCAUUGCCCUCAAGUGCUCGGGCACCCGGAAUGCCGAGGUCACAGUGACCAUCAAUGUGGAGGUGAUCCUGGAUCGGGCGACCAACAACAACACCAACCUGAUCUUCAAGCGGAAAAAGAUCUGUUUGCGGGAGGAACAGGAUAGUGCUCACGAGGAGUACGAUGAUGAUGAUGUGGACUUGAUGCAAACGGCGCGUGGAGGGCAUGGCAGUGAUAUUCACUAUGUGGAUAGGAAUGAGGAGCAUGUGGUGGCCAAUGGUCAUCUGUCACCGGAGAAGGAGAAGCAACGCCCCAUUGUGACUGAGUCACCGGGAAAUGUGGGUCGUGGAAAUUCGGGAGGAUCCAAGCGGGACUUUGAUCCCAUGUUGAGGGAGAAUCUUGUGCCACCAGCAAGUGGACUGGUUACCCUCAUUGUGGGUGGCAUCCUCGCCUUGGUUUUGGUUUCCACCCUCAUCCUGAUUGCCUAUUGUGCCAAGGGUCCUUCAAAGCGACAUCCCUCGAAUGGAGUGCAUCUGAUCAAGACCUCCAGCUUCCAGAGAUUGCCGACCAUCUCGUCGACGGCCCACAAUUCGAUUUAUGUCUGCCCAUCGACCAUAACACCCACAUACGCCACGUUGACGCGGCCCUUUCGCGAAUAUGAGCAUGAGCCUGAGGAGUUCAACCGCCGUCUCCAGGAGCUGACAGUCCAGAAGUGCCGCGUCCGGCUCUCCUGUCUCGUCCAGGAGGGCAACUUUGGGCGAAUCUAUCGCGGCACUUACAACGACUGCCAGGAGGUACUGGUCAAGACAGUGGCCCAGCACGCCAGCCAGCUGCAAGUGAACCUCCUGCUCCAGGAAUCGAUGAUGUUGUACGAGGCCUCCCAUCCGAAUGUCCUCUCCGUGCUGGGCAUCUCCAUCGAGGACUACGCCACGCCCUUCGUCCUGUACGCCGCCAACGGCAGUGUCCGCAAUCUGAAGAGCUUCCUGCAGGAUCCGUCGUACGCCAGGAGUGUCACCACCAUCCAGACGGUCCUCAUGGGCUCCCAGCUGGCCAUGGCCAUGGAGCACCUGCACAACCACGGCGUCAUCCACAAGGACAUCGCGGCCAGGAACUGUGUGAUUGACGAUCAGCUGCGUGUGAAGCUCACAGAUAGUGCCCUAAGUCGCGAUCUCUUCCCGGGAGACUACAAUUCUCUGGGCGAUGGUGAAUAUAGACCAGUUAAGUGGCUUUCAUUGGAGGCCUUGCAAAAGUCUCAUUACAACGAGGGCAGUGAUGUUUGGUCCUUUGGUGUCCUUAUGUGGGAAAUGUGCACUUUGGGGAAACUCCCUUACGCCGAAAUCGAUCCUUAUGAAAUGGAACAUUAUCUCAAGGAUGGCUACCGAUUGGCUCAGCCUUUCAAUUGCCCCGAUGAGCUGUUUACCAUUAUGGCCUAUUGUUGGGCCUCGAUGCCGAGCGAGCGGCCCUCAUUCAGCCAGCUGCAGAUCUGUCUAUCGGAGUUCCAUACACAGAUAACCAGAUAUGUUUAACCAGCGGUGCUGAAGCAUGCCAAGACCUGUAAAUACAAUAAGAGGCGACGUCGCAAGAUUUUCCAGCAGACCACGUCGUCCACUCUGUUCCCAAAGACAUAUUAAAUCGUAGCGCCGAGUUAAUGGGGCUUGAAAGCCGAUCCCCAGACUUUCGAGAAAACAUGAAUUACAUAGAGAGAGCCCAGAAGAAGUCUCUGCAAAUAACUCCUAGUUAUAUGAUUAGUCGGUAAGGACAUGUGACAUUUCAAUGCAAGAAUUAGGGUUACAAAACAAAGCAUAAACACUUAUUGAAAUCGCCUGUUAAGACACACAAACGUUCUACCAGUAAAAAAAGAAAACUUAAAUUAAAAGAAAUAGCAAAUAUUGAUAACGUAAUCAUAGCUAAAGCAGAUCCAGUAAAAUCAGAGUCCCACAAAAAACCAGUGCUAGGAUAGGAACCCAAAAAAAAACAAAAUGUCGUAGUUUCAAAGAGAGCGUUGCAAGUUUGUCAUUAUAAUGGGAUAGCAGUACGAUACCGAAACAUAUAUCUAUGUAAAUGUAUUCACAUGUGUGUUUAUGUCUAAGCAAACGUAGUGCUAGUAAGAACUCGAAAUAUUUAUCUAAUGUUAGUGCACAAGCGACCCGAAAUCCUUGAGCCCUAAGUUACAGCCCCUUACAGUCUCGAGAUGUAAGUUUUUGUGUAAUAUACUUAAGCAGUUUGCAUUAGUUCUUAAGUUACUCUUAUGGUUUUCUAUGGCGAAGACACAAAAGGAAAAACGAUUUCAAUAAACGUCCGUGCAUAAUAUUUAAAAACAAAAACUAAA
Molecule: messenger RNA, 3032 nt
Organism: Drosophila ficusphila
Lineage: Eukaryota; Metazoa; Arthropoda; Insecta; Diptera; Drosophilidae
Gene: drl
Product: tyrosine-protein kinase Drl
Exons: 4
Coding region: 376-2229 (617 amino acids)
Biological process (GO): protein phosphorylation; positive regulation of kinase activity; multicellular organism development
Cellular component (GO): signaling receptor complex
Molecular function (GO): ATP binding; protein kinase activity
Source: RefSeq, a predicted model, not a curated record